CAGAGGAAGAAGAAAGGAUUACCGUGGUCGUCGUCCUCUGGUUCUCUUGCUUGUGGUGUUCUUGGCUAUGGCGGUCUGUAAGGAGCAAGCUGAAGCUAACGAUGGCGAUGGCGACCAACAAGCAGCGACGACAGUGGCGAAGGGAUUGUUGCAAGCAGAUAGUCAGCAUGCAGUGAAUGGAGAAAGAGAAGGAGGAGGAGGAGGAGGAGGAGGAGGAGGAGGAAGAAGCGGCCAUAGCCAUGAAGCAGCGGAAGCUGGUGGCGGCGAUGGCGGACAAGGAGCGACCAGUGUAGCGAAGGGAUUGUUGCAAGAAGAUAGUCAGCAGAGAGUGAAUGGAGAAGGAGGAGGAGGAGUAGGAGGAGUGGGAGGAGGAGGAGGGGGAGGAGGAGGAGGAGGAGGAGGAAGCGGCCAUAGCCAUGAAGCAGCGGAAGCUGUUGGCGGCGAUGGCGGAAAAGGAGCGACGAGUGUAGCGAAAGGAUUGUUGCAAGAAGAUAGUCAGCAGAGAGUGAAUGGAGAAGGAGAAGGAGGAGGAGGAGGAGAACCUGGAAGCGGCUAUGGCAAUCAUCAUCGCCGUAGCAAACGACGUCGACCUGCAAUUCGAAAUGGCCGAGUCUUGAGGAGAGAUAACGAUGAACUCUGGUUCCGAUCACUACUUGAAAAUGCGCAUUUCCCUAUUUACCUUCUACCGAAUCGCUUCUCCCACGUGGAGACAGAAGACAAGGGGGUUUAUUACUGGAUUAAUGUUCAAUUAAGGGAGGGGGUUGGAGGGGAUGACGGCUGUGAGGUGUAUCUUCCAAGUCUUAAUGCCGCCAUUCGCUACGAGACAAAAAUCGCAUUCACACUGGACGACAAUAUCAUCUCCUCCGUGGAAGGCAUAUCCAUCGUUCGCUUUAAGAACUCUUCUCUGUCAUCACCUCCACCACCUCAACCACCACAAGCACAACAAGCACAACAAGCACAAAAAGCACAACAAGCACAACAAGCACAAGAAGCACAACAAGCACAAGGAGGACAGCUGCAACAACAAGAAGAAGUACAGCAGGUACAAGGAGGGCAUCAAGAAGGAGGACAAGUGAAAGAAGGACAAGGGCAUGAAGGAGGAGGACAGCUGCAACAACAAGAAGAAGUACAGCAGGUACAAGGAGUGCGACAAAUGCAAGAAGGAGGGCAUCAAGAAGGAGGACAAGUGAAAGAAGGACAAGAAGAGGAGAAGCAGAAGGAAGAAGGAGGAGGUCGACGGCAAGAAGGACAUGAGAGUGGACAUGGAAGGAAGGUGUUGCUGGAGGAGAUGAUGAAGACGACGAUAGAGAAGAUGGGAGGAGGAGGUGGUGGUGGUAAACAGCAGCAAGUAGGUGAGAGCACGAAAGGGAGGAGGAGGAGGAGGGUAUUGCUAGAGGAGACGAAGAAGGAGGUCGAGAAUCCACCACCUACUACUACUACUACUACUACUACACCUCUCCUGGUCAACAAGAACACCACCUCCUCCUCGUCCUCGUCCUCCUCCUCCUCCUCCUCCUCCUUAUCGUCAUCGAACACUUCUUCUUCUUCUUCGUCUUCUUCUUCUUCUUCGUCGUCGUCGUCUUCUAGUUCGUUGGCAUCGAAUUUUUCGUCUAGUGGUGAUCAUUCUGCUUCUAAAUUGAUUUCUCCUGAUGCAUCGAAAAGGGUUUUUGUCGUUAAUGACGUGGAGCAGAUUGAUGAGAUAGUAAUCACGUUAUGGUAUCACACAGUGGGUUUUCUCACAGGACAGGGCGAGCUGGCGGUGGAGUUCAAACGCGAUUUUUUCAAGGAGCCCACGAACUGCGCGCCGUUCACCUGGACGAAAAAGCGUCCAGGUGCACAGUAAAAGUAGUUAUAAUUAUCGUCGG
This is a messenger RNA of Chara braunii, 1865 nucleotides long. The record is from the annotation of a GenBank genome assembly. NCBI's taxonomy places the organism in Eukaryota, Viridiplantae, Streptophyta, Charophyceae, Charales, Characeae.